AUGCCCGCACCCACAAACACCCUUCUGAUUGAAGGGACGUUCACUGAACUUGCAGAAGAACUCGCCCAGUACAUCGACACACUCGCAAAGUCGGAGGAAGGCGCCGGGGUUCAAGCCGAAAUCGGACAACUACUCAGCACCAUCAGAGAGUCUGAGCAGUCACAAGAGCCUAUUGACGAGGCCGCAGUCCAAAGCCAGAAGAAUGAAGUGUUGAAAAAGAUCGUGACCAAGGCCUCAGUCCUCAACAGCGCUCCUGAGAGAGAAUUCUCCGCAGCAUACAACCUCUUGAUCAGCCUCUCUUCUCAAUCUUCCAUUUCCGACGGACUCUUCUCCAGAAUAUGCACGUAUCUGUCUGAGCAGCCCGUUACCUCCUCUCCCACCUACGGCGGCAGCCUUGCGCUGCAGACCCUUACAACCAUAUUCAACGUCCUGCCUCCGACAAGUGAAUCUCGCUACCAUGUGUUCCUCGCCAUCCUCAAAGUCAUGCGCCAAACGUCUUCCUCUCAGGCUUUCGAGGCGCUCAUCCCUCAACUCGAGACGAACAUCCCCAACUGGCUGUCCGCAUGGGAGCUCGAUGACGAAGAUGCCCGCAAUCUAUACGUAGGGGUGGCUGAUGUGGCUUCUGCGACCGGAAAUGAAGACCUCCAGUACACAUACCUCCUGUCUGCACUGCAGACAAUCCCUCCCGAAUCGGCGUCCGAGGCGGAGAGCGCAGAACUUGCACGACGUGCUCUGCGGGUGGCAUUGACAAAUCCCGCCAUAACGGAUUUCACACCCUUGACUACCAGUGACGCGGUCGUCGCGUUGCGGCGUUCGGAUAGCAAUCUCUUCGACCUCCUGGAGAUCUUCUCCUCAGACGAUUAUUCCUCAUACACCGACUUCCUCGAAACGAACAACCUGGCAGACUUAGGCAUACCAGAUUCCGCAGCUGAGACGCUGAGCCACAAGAUCCGCCUUCUAACACUGGCUACUAUUGCCGCAUCAUCAACGACUCGCUCGGUUCCCUAUAGCACCAUUGCAUCUGCAUUGCAGAUCCCCUCCGAAGACGUGGAGAUGUGGGUCAUCGACACCAUCCGAGCUGGUCUCGUCGAAGGCAAGCUCUCCCAACUGAAGCAGGAGUUUUUGGUUCAGCGAGCCACGUACCGCGUAUUCGGGGAGAAGCAAUGGGCCGAAAUCCAAGGACGCCUCAUGGUAUGGCGACGGAGUCUGGAGAGUGUGUUGACCGUUGUCAGGGCUGAGAGAGAAAAGUUUCUGAGGGAAGGGCCGACGUCGAACGGAGAUGCGGGCGUCAACGGUUACGGAGGUGAUGGGGACGGUCAGAGAAAUGGAGGGGAACGCCAGCAGCAGAGAAGACAGGGUGGCGACAGGGGUGGCCGUGGACCGCGUCGCGACAGGGGAGAUCAGCAGCAGCAGCAGGGACCUCGAGAGAUUGAGGUAGGUGGUGGAGAUUAG
Fonsecaea pedrosoi CBS 271.37 is the source of this 1452-nucleotide messenger RNA. RefSeq lists its product as uncharacterized. Gene Ontology annotation, molecular function: translation initiation factor activity. The transcript is spliced from 2 exons. Gene Ontology annotation, cellular component: cytoplasm; eukaryotic translation initiation factor 3 complex. The record is from RefSeq and is a predicted model, not a curated record. NCBI's taxonomy places the organism in Eukaryota, Fungi, Ascomycota, Eurotiomycetes, Chaetothyriales, Herpotrichiellaceae. Gene Ontology annotation, biological process: cytoplasmic translational initiation. Bases 1 to 1452 code for a protein of 483 amino acids.